This is a messenger RNA of Dicentrarchus labrax (European seabass), 4795 nucleotides long. It is a transcript of the gene slc2a6, whose product is annotated as solute carrier family 2 member 6. The record is from RefSeq and is a predicted model, not a curated record. Lineage: Eukaryota; Metazoa; Chordata; Actinopteri; Moronidae. Gene Ontology annotation, molecular function: transmembrane transporter activity. Gene Ontology annotation, biological process: transmembrane transport. The transcript is spliced from 8 exons. Gene Ontology annotation, cellular component: membrane. The coding region runs from base 362 to 1861 and encodes 499 amino acids.
UGUAACCUCUCUCUCUCGUUUUCAGUCAGUCAGCCUCCAAAACUUAAUCACACGUUGUCCAUCGGAGGAUCAAGUCCAUCAGUUGAAUGGAGUAGACAUGAUUUGAGAUAUGCUUUUUUAGGAUUAUAUUUUUAACCAUCUUGCUUUCAUUUUUCUUCCUUGUCUGCAAAGAAGGAUCGCCUUUGUUGGAAGACUGAUUGGAGCUUACUGGAAUGAAACUUUUCCUCUUGCAGUGUUUUUCAGAGGGCAGCAUUUUUUUUUUUUACUUCAGUAAUAUUUGAUCCCUUCGUGAGGAGAACAAAUUUUACAGAUCCUGAAACAGAUUGAAUAAAUCAGACACCUUUGAUAAAGGAGAGCAGACAUGGGUGAAGAGACUCCCCUGCUGAACACAAGACCAACAUCACCUGAAUCCAAGAUCAACAACUCCAAACUGUUCCUGGCCGUCUUCUCGGCCGUCUUGGGGAACUUCAACUUCGGUUACUCCCUGGUCUACUCAUCUCCGGUCCUGCCAAAGCUCCAGAGCCCCGAUGCCGACCCCCGGCUCAGAAUGGACACGGAGCAGGCUGCCUGGUUCGGCUCAAUCUACACACUGGGUGCAGCAGCCGGAGGGCUGGGGGCCAUGCUGCUCAACGAUAUGAUUGGACGGAAGCUGAGCAUCAUGACGUCAGCAGUGCCGUCGACUAUUGGAUACAUGCUGAUGGGAGGGGCUGUGGAUCUGUGGAUGCUCCAUGUGGGCCGUUUCCUCACAGGCGUUGCUGGAGGGAUGACAGCAGCGUCCAUUCCUGUUUACAUCUCAGAGAUCUCCCAUAAAGGAGUGAGAGGGGCUCUGGGCUCCUGCCCUCAGAUCACUGCUGUGUUUGGGGCCCUGGCACUCUACGCCCUGGGUCUGGUCGUACCAUGGCGGUGGCUGGCAGUGGCGGGAGAGCUGCCGGCUGUGCUGAUGGUUGUGCUGCUGGCGUUCAUGCCCUGCUCCCCCAGGAGGCUCAUCUCUCUGGGCAGAGAGCAGCAGGCUGAGAAGGCCCUCCGCUGGCUGAGGGGAAAACACUACGACACACAAAUCGAGCUCAGUGCCAUACAGCACAGCAUCAACACACGGGGUAAAGUCACAUGGUCGCAGCUGGCCACACCCCUUUACUACCGUCCAAUCAUCAUCUCAGUGGUGAUGCGUUUCCUGCAACAGAUGACGGGGAUCACGCCCAUCCUGGUCUACUUGGAGCCAAUCUUUUCCAAAAGCAAAGUUUCCCUGGAGCCCAGGUAUGAUGCUGCCAUUGUGGGAGCAGUCCGCCUCUUUUCUGUUGCCAUCGCAGCCUUUUUAAUGGACAGGGCGGGACGCAAAGCCCUGCUGUACACGUCAAGCAUGCUGAUGUUCCUGUCCACUCUAACUCUGACCAUGAUCUACCACACCACAGCUUGCCCUCCAGGCCCUGCCCCGCCUAAUCUCACUGUGAGUUUGGACUACAGCUCCCAUAGCACCACUGGAUACACUGCACCAAGCAUCAUUCCUCUCAUCAGCACCAUGGUGUUUAUAUUUGGAUACGCCAUGGGAUGGGGUCCAAUCACGUGGUUGCUGAUGUCAGAGGUGUUGCCGCUGGUUGCCAGGGGCGUGGCUUCAGGUCUGUGUGUGACUGUCAGCUGGUUGACGGCCUUUAUGCUCACGCACGCCUUCACACACCUGGUGGACAGGUACGGCCUGUACGUGCCCUACCUGUGUUUUACGGUGGUGUGUGUGCUCUGUCUGCUGUUUAACGCCGUAUGCAUCCCCGAGACUCGCGGCCGCUCACUGGAAGAGAUUGAGAACUAUUUCAGGACGGGACGUACGUUCACCAUCAACCGGAGUCCUUCCACUGUACAGUCGAGCUGAAACCUAAUGAUCCCUUUGAUCAAAUAUUCAGUUGUUCCCAUGGUGUACCUCUAAAACAGGGCAACUUUAAAGUGAUUUUGAAUAUCAGAAUUAAGGGUCUCAUGAUAGAGGUUGUAUGUUGAACAGAGUGUAAAGCCCUCUGAGAAAAGGACUCAAAUAUUUACUGAGCACAGAUGGACCAAUGUAAGUCUAAGACAUUAGACAUAAAGAUGUAUAUAUACAUGUUUCUUUUAUUUCUUUUGAACUGAUGUAACACAAUUUGUAUUCAGUCUAUUGUCAGACUAACCUCCCUGUGCCAGGUGGUUUGUUACACAGAACCAUAUGGGAAUAUGUCGCCACAAAAGGGCAAGCACUUUCAAAAAAUACUGGGCAGGUUAUUGGAUGAACCAUCUGUCUAUCACCGUCUAGUAAGAGCAAACCAUAUGACGUAGUAGUUAUAUAUAACGAGCCCAACACUGCUCAUACUGUAUAUCACACAUCUUAAACAUAGUUUGUGUCAGUUUAACUUACUGAUGUACACGCAAUGUACACACAUAGCAACACUGAUUAAACUACCGCAGCAGAGAUUAAGUGCAACAUCGAUACCUACCCCCUUUUUCUGGUAAGCUACCAUGGAGUUAGCAACAAUAAUGAACUCCAACAUGUCUGAAAGCAUUAUACACUGUGUACUACAGUAUGUGCAACCAUGUUCCAAAAGAGGAAGACAGUUUAUCAUUAAAUAUUUCACAGAAAUGACAGACAGACUGUGGAUGUUGCCUGUCUGCUUAGCUGUCGGACACAUUGGUUGUGUACAAGCUCAAUACAAUAUUUUUGUCAAUGUUGUAUUCAUACAUUUAAGAAACGCCACAGAUGUUUCAGGUCGGGUCAGUAUUUUGUUAUAGCAAUAAGUUAUGAAGGCUAGGACAGGAAGUGAUGUGGUUGGCACACACUGGUGGCUCAGCAGGCUAGGUCACAUGCUGUAGUCUCAGUGUCGUAAGUUUGAGUCAGAGUCUGAGUCUGACUCAGAGCCAUUAAUGUACAUCUCAGCCUCCCCAUCCUUCCAGUUUCUCCAGUAACAGCAUCUUUAUGUUGCUAAAUCACACCAGUUUACUGCUCUUUGAGUGGACAUAGGACUUAUGGACACAGGACGUAUAUAAUUGUACACAAUUUUACAUACAUGUGCACAAUAUACCAGCUAUAAGUGGUGAGUAUGAGUGUGUUUGCCUAAGAAAUGUAUAACACGAUAGGUGAUCCUGGAGGUAUGUGCUUGGUUCAAUAACAGCUGUUCAAAACCCUUUAGCCAAAUGGAUCCAAUGUUACUUUAGAGUCUGAUCUAAUCUAAUAAUGCAGACAUAACUAUGUCUGUGUAUGCAGUCUUGUGCAAAUAUGCUUGAUUGACAUGCUUAGUUUUACCAAAGAAGGGAUGACACAAUGCAAGUUUCGGUGUGUGUGUGUGUGUGUGUGUGUGUGUGUGUGUGUUUGUGUGUGUGUGUGUGUGUGAGACCGCACCUUACCAAAGCAGUGUGUUCGUUGAUGACAAGCAAGAGAAAGGCUAUGAAAAGGUUUGUAAAACCACUUUGCUCUACAUACAGUACAUACAAUUAAAUGUAACCUAUGCAUUGCAACAAGUGCAGAAAAAAAAACCUUUUCCAGUAUCAGUCAAGGGAUGUGAGAGUUUAUUUCUGAGCUCCCUUUGACGGUGUAUUUCUGUCACUGGAUCACUGGUCAAACAGACGUGUUGUAGUCACUCCAGCAGCUACAGUGGUGUUAGUCAAAGAUAAUGUUUCAGGGAUGAUGAUUUUAUAUAUACUGUCAACAGGGAUGAUACAUAAACAGUAAAAUAAUUGCUCUCUGGUUUGUUCAUCUUUACAUCUGCCAUUUUGUCAGCUCUGUGUCCGAAAUAUUUACAGCCAUCUUUUAUCUAACUAUCUGUAUUUACUCUUUCAUUAUUGGUUAGUGAUUAUUGAUUUGUAGUUUAGUAGAAUUUAGUUUUUCUAUGAUCAGCUUGCUGCUAAUCAAGCUAGCCACUAUAUUAGCUGUCUGAAGCUAAUGUGUUGCUGAUAAAUUAUUAAGUAGCUAUAUAGCUAACAGCUAUCUGUUGAAUUACAGUUGGAAUACCUGCUGCAUAUUUUACUCUUUUUAUUUUGACUCUUGGGGACUCGUAUGUGUACGUUCACUAGAUUAGAUUGAGAACAAUAAAAUAAACCAUUAUGAGACAAUUGUUUGACCAAGGGGAAAUUAAGAUGAAGAAAAAACUUUGUCACUGUUGAACUUCAGAUUAAAAAAACAAUUGGCUUAAUCAACUUGUUAGACAGGACACAUUCUUGGAAUAAUUACUUGCAGCUAUAUCAAAGUUCAGUCAUAAACAGACACACAGUACUGUUAAAAGAUACAUGUUGCUAUGUCAGAUAUGCAUCUCUUAAGGGGAUUGUGACAUUGUUGUGGCACAAGCCUGUUUGUGAGCAUCCCUGUAAUGCUGGUACUACAUGUGUGACGAGUUGUAUAUAACAAUUUAUUCAUACAUCCAAUUUAUUUUGAGUUAAACAUAAUUUCAGCGAAUUUCAGUUUGAUAUUAUCACAGUUACUAUAGUAUCUAUUUUUAGAACAUGUAAUUUCAUUUAUGGUUGUUGUGAAUGUAUUUGAAGAAUAUGCAACGAGUGAGUAAUACCAAGAAGAGGAAUGCAGAUAGGUAAUGCAGAUCCUUAUCUGUGUGGUUUAAUGGUUCGUCGAUCUGUUGGUAAUGCCUCGGGUCUCCAGUGGGGGGAUCGCGCUCCUCUUCCUCAUUCAAUACAGACGAGUGAAGGAAAGAGCUGCGUGUGUGUUUUCCUCAUCUUUCUCUCGUUACUAUUCCCCUUUUUAAGGGCACAACACGUUUUUGUCAACUAAACAAUAAUUCAUUUUGUACUAGAAUUGUUUUGUUAAUCACAUACAUGAGUAAAUAAAUAUGAAAUUGCU